AUGUCCCGAGGAAUGUGCCCACGCGUGAACUCUUGCGGAUCCGUUUGGAUUUUGUCUGCGCUCCUAUUUGCCGUGAAUGUGAUCGACGUGGAUGCGUACAGCUGCCAUGAGGUGCGGACCGCGUUCCAGCUGCGGCAGGUCGGGCCGCUGCACCGCGUCCCGGAGACACCUGGCACAGAUGUGGACCUGUUGAUUUGCAAGCACCAGGGGCCAUCGUGCUGCACCAGGAAAAUGGAAGAGAGCUACCAGUUUGCUGUAAAACGAGAAACCCUUCACAACAUUCACUCCUACAGUUAUGAGCUUGAACAUCUCAUCUCCGGCCACUCAGAUGCCUUCCAGGACAUGUUCCAGUACCUGCUAUCUUUCUCUCAGGGACACCUGAGUUCUCUGUUGGAGGGAACUUAUCCCUCCCUGUCCCGCCAAACCUUACCCCAUGUAAAUCAACUCUUCUCCUCCCUCUCCCUCUACCUCCGUGGGGCCAACGUUUCAGUGGAGGCUGCGGUUCAGCAAUUCUACAACAACCUUUUCCCACUCGUCUACACACGACUCAUCAAUCCAGGUGUCGAAGGCAGCAUGACAGCGGGCAGUGAGAUGGGCGACUGUCUCCGUAUGAUCAGGCAGGAUGUCAACCCCUUUGGGCCUCAUCCAGCCGUCAUGGCGCAGGAGCUGGCCGGGGCACUGGGAGCAGGGCGGCAACUGGGGCUGGCGCUGGAGGAAGGCGUGGAGGUGAUGAACGCCACCGAACACAUCAUCCUGAGCAAAGAGUGCAUGAAGGGCCUCGUGAAGAUGGUGUACUGCUCCCACUGCAGAGGCCUGACGCUUAUCAAGCCCUGUGUUGGAUACUGUCUGAACGUGAUGAGAGGCUGCUUGGCCAGCGUGUCAGAGCUGGAUCAGCCUUGGAGGAGGUAUAGCAGUUUAUUGGAGCAACUCACCCACGCCAUGGCCGGGCACCACAGCCUGGAACUGGCCCUGCUGGAGGUCAGGGGUCGCGUUCACAAGGCCCUGCUGUACGCACAGCUUCAUGGUCCAAUCAUCACCGCCACAGUGGACAAGGUGUGUGGCCUGACUACUGUGGAACCUGCAGGCAUGCAGCCUACUAGCCCCGAGGUCACGACCUCAACCGUGACCUCAUCGUCUCCUCUUCCAUCUGCCGCUCCCUCCCAACCUCUACCAGAGCAGUGGCAGAGGCAGCUCUCCCACUUGAUGAGCUCGUUCCCCCUGAAACCCUCCAAGAACAAUAAACAUAGUCUGAGAACGCUCUCUAGGGAAUUCUUGAUGUACCUGCAGCGCUACAAGUCUUUCUUUGCAGCGUUGCCGGAGAUGCUGUGCGAGGGGGAGAACGUAGUGGACGACUCCACGUGCUGGAGCGGAGAUGAUGUGGUAGAGAGCUAUUCUGGCAGAGUUGUUGGAAACGGUCUGCACGCUCAGAGGCAAAACCCGGAGGUCAAAGUUCGCAGUGUUGACCCUUCACUGGCAGAGGUCAAGGAGAGGUUGGAUCGCUUCAACCAGGAGACCCAGGAGAGGUUUCCAAAACUGGACCAGGUGGAGGACUGGGACGAGCUGGGCAGUGGGAAGUCGGAGGGCAGCUCCACAGGCUGUGAUGACGAAGAUGGAUGUCAAGCCUCAGGAGACGGUGAAGACAAUAUCUCACAUACAGACACCGCCAGUGAGAGGAGGCCCGUCGGCAGACAGCCUGGAGGAGACAGGCCGCACGAGAACCCUUCCAGGCCCCCCUCGGUGAAGGUGAGAGGGGGUUCGCCGUCUGCCAGCUGGGCACGACCCUGGAGCCUUGCACUGCUCCCUGCUGCCCUUUGCCUGCAGUGGACCCUGUUCUGA
Molecule: messenger RNA, 1836 nt
Organism: Limanda limanda (common dab)
Lineage: Eukaryota; Metazoa; Chordata; Actinopteri; Pleuronectiformes; Pleuronectidae
Product: glypican-5-like
Exons: 9
Coding region: 1-1836 (611 amino acids)
Biological process (GO): positive regulation of canonical Wnt signaling pathway; cell migration; regulation of protein localization to membrane
Cellular component (GO): cell surface; extracellular region; plasma membrane
Source: RefSeq, a predicted model, not a curated record